UUAGCCACUCCUACUACAGAUGCUGCUCAGACUCUUGCUCUCGCACAGGAUCACAGUAUGGACAUUCCAAGUCAAGACCAACUGAAGCAAAGUGCAGAGGAAAGUUUCAAUGCCAGGAAAAGAACCAAAGAAGGUGAUAUUCCCACACUGCCUACCUCACAGCAUAAAUGCAGGAAUUCUGGAGAAGGAUGUGGGUACUGCCAUUGUUUCAGAUGCUACAGAUGACUUGUAGUUUUUGAAUGAGUCAGUAUCUGAGCAGUUGGGUGUUGGAGUAAAAGUUGAAGCUUCUGGUACCGAACAAACAAGUGAAGAAGUAGGGAAAGUGAGUGACAAAAAGAUGAUUGAAGUGGGAGAAAAUGAAGACUUUGAGGACUCUAAGUCUUUGAGUGAUGACAAUGACUCUGAGGAUGAGUGGCAGUGUACGUACUGUUUCCAUUGCUGGGCUUUGAGGAAGGAUCGGUAUUCAGAUUGUUCUAAGUUAACCCAUUCUUUUUCCACAUCUGAUAUCACUGCCAUACCUGAAAAAAAGGAAAAUGAAAGAAUUGAUGUCCCUGAUUGCCAAAGAACCAUUUCAGCUCUAGUUGUUAGACCUAAAGAUGUAUAUAUAAAGGAAGAAAAUGCCAAACUUUUUGAUUCUUUCAGUUCGGUGGAACUCUUGGAUUUGGGUCACAAUUCUGAAAGCCAAGAGACCAUCUUAAGCACAUUAGAACAGUCAGAUAACCUUUCUGAACAGAGAAUGGAUACAGAAAACAUGAAGGAUUGCCACAAUCUCUUGAAGCCUUGUAGUUUAUGUGAGAAAAGAGCAAGAGACGGGAACAUUAUUCAUGGGAAGACAGGCCAUCUUGUCACUUGUUUUCAUUGUGCCAGAAGACUAAAGAAGUCUGGAGCUUCGUGCCCUAUUUGCAAGAAAGAGAUUCAGUUGGCCCACAGUUUCUCCCUGGAUCCUUCCCGCCCCAUCCUGCGCUGCCCAGCAGGGACUGAGGCCACAUCCUCACCAGCCUCGCCUCUGUCCAAGUACUACACUGCGCCGCAUUGGCCCUGCGCAUAA
This is a messenger RNA of Nycticebus coucang (slow loris), 1048 nucleotides long. Its product is annotated as protein Mdm4-like. Gene Ontology annotation, biological process: negative regulation of apoptotic process; regulation of cell cycle; protein ubiquitination. Gene Ontology annotation, molecular function: ubiquitin-protein transferase activity. Gene Ontology annotation, cellular component: nucleus. The record is from RefSeq and is a predicted model, not a curated record. NCBI's taxonomy places the organism in Eukaryota, Metazoa, Chordata, Mammalia, Primates, Lorisidae.